UGUUCAGAUGCUCUUCCCUCAGGCUUUCAUUGUGAAAGGGGGAUUUGCUCUGAUCAGCCCCAGCCUUAUGAGCAAAGAGUGAGCCCUCAUCUUCCAAACCGGUGUGAGGAGCAGGGGUGUUAUUCUCAGCAUCCAAAAUCUGUGUCCUUUAUGUUUUGCCUAAUGCCCCCUUAUGAAACCAAAAUGGACCCACAGCAGGAAUGAGACACAAACCAAAACCACCACUUCCACCCAGAGCUGGAGCUUGGGCUUGGCGCAGCCUUCCCCAUCCCCUCCUGCACGCCCUUUGCUUUCCUACCUCUGUUGGGUUUGUAGCCUGGUAACACCGCUCACGUCACGGUACAGAAAACUCCCUGUGAUCCUUCAGGCUCCUGAGAGGGCUGUAGGUCUGGGAAGCAUGAACAGAACUCACCCUCAGAGAAAUGGUGAUGUAGCUGCUUGGUGUUCAACAAAACCCUUCUCUGAAGAAAAAGGCUGCUGCCGGCCAUGCGGUGCCCGCACAGGCUGCACACAGAGGUGUGUCUGCAUCUCUGCUGUGGCACUGCUCAUCCUCGCUGCCACCGUGGCCUUGGCGGUGGCACUGGGGCUCCGGCCAUGGGCACCAGUGACCCGCUUCUGUGCGGCCUCCAACAACCGGACAGGCUUCUUGUGUGAUGACAGAGCUGCCUGCAUCCCUGCCAGCCAGGUCUGUGACAGAGCCAGCAACUGCAGGAACGGGGAGGAUGAGCAGGAGAUGCUCUGUGGUGACUUGCCCCACAGCCUGCCGGGAUACCUGGUUUUCCACUGCAGUAACCCCAAGUACUGGAUCUAUGCUGACAAGAGGUGUAAUGGGAUGAACGACUGCGGAGACUGCUCGGAUGAGAUGGGGAGCUCGGCCGCCUGCCCCCUCUGCGGGUCGGAUUGGUGGAGCUGCAGCCCUGUGCUCUAUGAGUACUGCUCCUGCAUCCCCCGGAGGCUGUGCCGGGACGGCAUCCAGCACUGCCUGGACUGGUCCGAUGAGUACAUCUGCACACCGUGAACGCACUGCAUUGUCACCUUG
Molecule: messenger RNA, 1039 nt
Organism: Neopsephotus bourkii (Bourke's parrot)
Lineage: Eukaryota; Metazoa; Chordata; Aves; Psittaciformes; Psittacidae
Gene: LDLRAD1
Product: low density lipoprotein receptor class A domain containing 1
Exons: 6
Coding region: 173-1018 (281 amino acids)
Cellular component (GO): plasma membrane
Molecular function (GO): protein binding
Source: RefSeq, a predicted model, not a curated record